This is a messenger RNA of Schistocerca serialis cubense, 1932 nucleotides long. Its product is annotated as HMG box-containing protein 1-like. The record is from RefSeq and is a predicted model, not a curated record. Gene Ontology annotation, cellular component: nucleus. The transcript is spliced from 7 exons. Gene Ontology annotation, molecular function: protein binding; RNA binding; RNA polymerase II cis-regulatory region sequence-specific DNA binding. Bases 121 to 1338 code for a protein of 405 amino acids. NCBI's taxonomy places the organism in Eukaryota, Metazoa, Arthropoda, Insecta, Orthoptera, Acrididae. Gene Ontology annotation, biological process: regulation of transcription by RNA polymerase II.
CAGUGUUUUGUUAGUAACGUAAACAAAAUAAAAACAGAUUCAUGGAAACGAAGCCACCAAAAAUUUUGUGAAGACAACGCUUACGAUAAGUCGAGCACCAAUGGGCUACAAAAAAUAAGGAUGAUGAGUGACAACUGCACUUGCGGGAAUAGCGGGGAGGUAGGAAAAUGCGUGCGCUGUACCUCCCCUGUGCAGCCUACAGAUCUGAGUCUGAAGUGUCCGUCCAAGAAACUGCGGCCCAUACCACCGCCCCUCGAUCUGGCUGGUCAUCCAUCCAAUGCGCUGAAGGAGUUUGCUAUAAUUGCAACGAGCCCAAAAAGCCCACUGAUGCAGAAGAGUUUACCAUUUCGUAAAAGGGCAUACAGCUUUUCAUGGAAUUCAGAUGUCACCCCACCACCUACUCCACCACAGCAGCCGGCACAAGCCAUUAUUACUGCCACCACAGUAAAAGUGGAGCCGCCUGCAAGUCCAAGUACACAGCAGGCACAGAGCUCAGUUCUCAUGAGCCCAGCAUCUCUCACCAGUAGUCGUGAGGAUCUCCAUUCUUGUCCAUGGCCUGCUCCAGUGUGGCACUGCUUCCAGCCAGGAACACUAGUGCGUUUUAGUGGUGAUACAACAUGGCGACGGGCUGAGGAAAUUUCGGGCUAUCGCUGUGAGUGGCUACGCCUAGAAAUGGCAGCUGAACAAGAACGGACACAAGAUGGUGUGUCUACUGUACUUGCAUUCCGCUGGGAACGAGGUGAUCUGACUGCUCGAUGUUCUCGUUUACAGACAUUUUACACACAUCAUAAAGGUUGGUGUGCUGUAUGCCCAGAUGAAGUAUUGCAUGCAUACAGUGUAUCGUGUCACCUAUUAGAACCAGGAGAUAUAUGUUUACCACCUCCAAGAAACAGCUCCGCAUCUGUUGGCAGUAGCUGGCCACCAGUAACAGUGAAAUCUCCAGAUAUAUGUGACAGUUUUCGCAGGUUUAGUUUUCCUCCUGAGGAGUUACCAACAAGUAGGCACAAACUAGUGUCUCCAAAGCCAGUGCCAGUACCUUCCAUAGCAGUGGAAAUCUCAUCUCCAGUGCCCUCCCCUGCAGCUGGGCCAGAAACAGAGCGGGCAAAACGUCCUAUGAAUGCAUUUAUGCUGUUUGCCAAGCGUUACAGACUUGAACUUAUACAGUCGCACCCAGGCAAGGACAAUAGGGCAAUCAGUGUACUUUUGGGAGAGGCGUGGCGUAGCAUGCCUGCUGAGGAGCGUCAGAAGUUUGUGGAGGAAGCACGACUCCUGGCCCAGGAGCAGAAGAGGCGCCACCCUGAUUGUUGGAAGCGUAAGCGGUCUCAUUCCACCAGUUAGCGAUGUUCAAUAAAGUAUGUACAUUUGCAUUUAUUUACUUGUGCAUUUAAAAACUUGAAGCACCCCAUGAAGGAAUGGUUGGCUAUAUCAGUUUUCUGUGGGCAUUAUGCUGUUCAAUAUUUUCUGUCAUGACAUAACAUACGAGACAGUGAGUGUGGUGUGAUGCAAGUUACCCUUGAUGCAGCCUCUCGAAUUUUAAUAAAGCAGUAAUAUUUUUAAGAAAAGAAGUGUCUGCUGGAAUGCUGUUAUAGUUAAAAACAAACUUUUCAUCUUUGUCAGCAGUUAAACAAAUUAUCAAAAAAAUGAAAUGACGUCAGAAUCUUUGCAGGUAACAUAAAUAUUCUGAAUGACUUACAUAGAACAAUAGAUUCUUGAAAACAAGGAAACUGAAUGGAAUAUCCUCAGCUACUUCAUCAGACCUGAUGACUCUGUAUCCUACAUAUUAAAUGUCGAUGACAUUUUUUCCCGAAUGUGUGCAAAUCAUUACAAGAUUAUUAUUGGUAAGCCCUUAGGCAUUUUUUGCACUUUAUAGUCCUGCUCAGCAAAUAUUGUAAAUUUAUUUGCAUAAGUUCAUCUACAUGGGGAGGAGGACAG